GGAGUCAUCGAGCUCGCGGAGCGCCACAAGGCGUCCCUCGGCGGCGGUGACCUCAAGUUGGGCCAGACGAAGCUCAAGUCCGUCUUUGCCGAGUUCCUCGUCAACGCGGGCAUCAAGUAUCUCUCGAUCGCGCCCUACAGCCACCUCAGCGACAACGACGGCCAUCACAUCUCCGCAGAGCCUCAGUUCAAGAUCAGCAAGAGCAGCGUCGUCGACGACUUGGUCGGCGCGAACCACCUGCUCUCCAAGCGCCCCGAGGUAGGCACGGUCAAGGGCACGAAGGCUGCCGAGAGCAAGCACUCCAUAAGUAUCGUCUAUUACCCUGUUGUCGGCGACUCGAAGUGUGCCGUCGAUGAGUACUACUCGGAGGUUUUCUGCAGUGGCCGCUCAACCAUCAACAUCUUCACGAGUACGAGGACCCUGCUCGCUAUGCCGCUCGUGCUGGAACUUGCCAUCCUCACCGAGCUGCUGGCGCGCGUCCAGUACCGCGGUGUCUCUGCUGGCCGAGUUGUACGAUGCGCAGGCGGUGAAGAGGGAGGAAUGGUGGAGCAAGAAGUUCAUGCCCAGUCUCGUCAAGACGAGGUACGUUUGCUGCAGCAUUCGCUAAUUGCGCAUUGCUAA
Molecule: messenger RNA, 621 nt
Organism: Fomitopsis serialis
Lineage: Eukaryota; Fungi; Basidiomycota; Agaricomycetes; Polyporales; Fomitopsidaceae
Product: Myo-inositol-1-phosphate synthase-domain-containing protein
Exons: 3
Biological process (GO): phospholipid biosynthetic process; inositol biosynthetic process
Cellular component (GO): cytoplasm
Molecular function (GO): inositol-3-phosphate synthase activity
Source: RefSeq, a predicted model, not a curated record